Molecule: messenger RNA, 3468 nt
Organism: Chaetura pelagica (chimney swift)
Lineage: Eukaryota; Metazoa; Chordata; Aves; Apodiformes; Apodidae
Gene: SFI1
Product: Sfi1 homolog, spindle assembly associated (yeast)
Exons: 30
Coding region: 1-3468 (1155 amino acids)
Molecular function (GO): phosphatase binding
Source: RefSeq, a predicted model, not a curated record
AUGGAGAAAUCCAUGAGCAGUUCAAAACCUCUGAAGACGCAUGAAAUCCAGCAACUACAAAGGCAUCAAAUGCCUGCAACUGGGCAAUCUGUUGCUCUCCAGUCUGCCAGACACCAAUUUCAGGACACAGGUCUUGACAGUUUGGAUGAUGUUGGGUAUAUCUGGCAUCAAAAAAGAAGGCUACAGGAAUUCCAAAUCAGAUACCUAGCAAGAAACUUCUUCUACCUGUGGGCAAAAAAGACAUUUGGACAAGUUCUCCCUUCAAAAGCCAGGUGCUUUUAUGACCAGAAGAUUCUUCAAAAAACGUUUAAAGAAUGGUGGGCUGUUUGCAGAGAAAUGAAGCUCAGCCUCAGAGCAGAGAGCCAUUACAGGCAUUUACUCCAUAAUUUUAUAUUCAAAGCUUGGAGAGCCUACAUAUGCCAGCAACAAGAAAAGAGGAACAAGUACUGUGUUGCAGAGUCUCAUGCAAGGAAGAAAACGUUGCUCAGGACCUGGCAAUGCUGGCUGCUUUAUGUCGAUGUUCAAAGGAUAAAGCACGGGAUGCAGGCUGUGGCACUGGCAUUCAGGGAAAGAAGCUGCUUGCGCCUAUCAUGGGCAGUUUGGAGGCAACGAUACUACCAGAAUCUUCUGGCCCUGCAGCACUGGGCCCAGAGCCUGCAAUUUCGAGCUUGGUGGCAGUGGUGGGAGCUGUAUUUAUACAGCCAGAAUGACAGGCAGAAGGAGACCAGGGCAGUAGCUCACCAUCAGCACUGGGAAUUGAAGAGAUGCUUGGAAGUGUGGCUGGGAUACUUACACCUCCAGAGAGCAAAGAAACGUCAGAAUGAGAGAGCCCAAGAGCACCACCGGAGCAGGAUGGUCCGGCAGUGUUUCUCUAAAUGGCACCUGUCCUGGGAGUGCAGGAGAAGAAUGCAUGCUCAACAAGAAGAUACUGAAAAACUAGCAGGAAGGAUUGCUCAACAGAUGGACUUUGCACACUGGAAGCAUUGUGUUGUACUGUAUGUGGAAGACACUCGACAGCGUGAGCUGGCUGAAAAACACUACAAGCAUCAUCUCUUGAAACUUGGGUUUAAGGGUCUGUGGCAGAAUGUCAUGACUGCUCAUCUUCAGCAAAUGAGAAGAAAUCUGGCGUACUGUCAGCAUGAAGUAACAAUGCUGCAGAAAUUCUGGAACCGUUGGAAGUCCCAUUUGGAAGAGGAGGAAGAACAACAGCACCAGGCCUUAACAGAAGUUGCUCAUGCUCAUUAUAGGAGGCUGUUGAUGAGACAGGUAUUUGACACGUGGCUGCUGAGGACCUGCGAGCAGCAAGAAUACGAAAGAGCAGAGAAGAGGGCUGUACUUCAUUUUGAAAGGCAACUGUUGCGUGGUUUCUGGUGCUUCUGGCAUAAAAGAACAGCUGCACGUUUGGAGGAGCAAAAGGCCUUGGCUUUUGCAAGCAAUCACUACAGUAACCUGCUGCUGCUCAAGGCUUUCUGUCUGUGGAAGCAAAACACUCAGGAGAGAAAAAUGGAGAGGCUCAAGGAGUUGCAAGCCUUGAGAUUUCACUAUUCAAAGUGUGUGCAGCAGUCUUGGAACAAGUGGAGGGAGUACGUGGGACAUCAGCGUGAGAAAUGGAAGAAGUUGGUAGACGCAGAGAUGCAUUAUCGGCACACGUUACUGAGCAAGACCUUGGCAGCCUGGAAGAGUUACCAACAUAACGUGCAGUGCAUUCUGUCCCAAGUAGCUGGAAAGGAGAAGCAGCACAGGAGGCGGCAGCUGCGACAGCUUCUGGGUACAUGGAGAGAAAAUGCCCUUGAAGCUAAGGCAACUGCUCGGGCAGAUGAGCACUACAGGAGAGCAAUCCUGUCAAAGGUGUUGCUACAGUGGAAAUAUGCUGCCUUGCUGCAAGGGUACUACUGUCAGCAGAAGAGGAAAGCUGUGAUGGAAGCCAGAAGACAUCUGGAUACAUUGCGUUUACAGGCCCUGUUUCUUCACUGGAAGAAAUUAACUUGGGAGUCUUUGCUGAUGAGGGCUCAGCAGCACAGGGCAGUACAGCACCACCAGCAGCACCUACUCCAGAAGUACCUGGUGAAGUGGAAGAAGUAUCAUCAGCAGUGCCUUGGGCACAUGCUACUAUUGAUACAGGGAGAUCAGCUAAUGGCUCAUAGACUUUGCUCUGCUUCCUUCUCUUGCUGGAAUACACAACUGUUGCAGCAGCCAUGGGAAGAGCCCAAGACAGCACAAGCAUUGUGGCACUGGUCCCUUUUAUUGCAGAGAAAGGUAUUUGAUGCUUGGCACAGAUUUUCUAAGGAGCAACAGCAGAAGAAAGAUGACAUUGAAAAAUCCACAGUUCACCACACUACUUUUCUGAGAGAAGGUGCAGCCCGUGUCUUGAGCUGCACUGCUGGCAUGAAACAACUACAGGGACAGCUCCAAACCCAGCACCAGCUGAAGGCAGUCUAUGACCUUCACCAGUCAGUGUAUCGUUGUGCCAUGCUGUGGAAAUGGAAGGCUCUCUCCAAGAAAUUAAAUAAGCCUUUAUCUUUUCUGCCACAUCUGAAGAAGCAAGUGGCAUUGAAAAUGCCUGAUGUUGGCCCUGAGGCAAGAGGACACUUAACAGGGGAGGAACCUUCAAAAUGCAAUCGUCCACCAUUUCACCUUGCUGAUGGGAACUCAAUUUUCAGAGAUCUGACUGCUGUUCGACGAGCAAGGUUACUACCACAAAGGCUUGACUUCCUCCUGGAAUCUCUAGGAAGCAAGGAACUGCUGGGACCUCCUUUUACUAGAUCAGAGGCCCCCUUUCAGCAAACAUCUGUGAACAAAUGUUCUGUGCAGUCUGGGAACUUAAUGCUCACGCCUCAGAUGGAAGUAAGUCCCUGCAAAUGUCUGUCUCAAACAGGCAAUACCACUCAGUCCUGUCCAUCUGCUGUACCUGCUGCUCUCCUGUCUGUACCACUAUGGACACCUGCUGUGCACCAUCCUGCUCGGAGUCCAAAGCUAUGGACUCCUUCAUCUUUUGUGCCCCAAAUGAAAGCUGGAGCUGAAAUGAGGGGCAGACAGCCUGGGAGUGGUCACAAUGGAGCCCAUUCCCAAGAUACUCAAAAGGACUCUGUGGAGAAGUUGCAACCAAACUUACAGCCACAUUUGCUGUCAUGUGAAGACUUGCUGGGAAAAAAGAAUUGCCAAACUGAAGAAGGGGAAGAAAGGGAGCACAGUUGCAGAGAAGAAAUGGCAUUUCAGAGAGAGCUGGAAAUGGAACUGCAAUGCAUCCAGGAGCAGAUGGCCUGUCAGCAGCAGGCACAGCUUCUACAGAAGUGGCUAAAAAUGAACUUGGAACCAGAGGAUGAAGACCACCUACGAGAGGCUCAGGAAGAACUGCACUGGUUGCAGGUGAGGAUCCAGACUCUUACCCAAGCACAAUCAAGAGCAAGAUGCCACGUGCAGAACCUGCUUGUCCGCCUACACGAUAUCAGGACUGCUCUGGAUACAUAA